AUGGGGCUGUGGAACCUUGCAACGGGUUUCUUCUCCAGUAUAGGAGCUGGUGCCCUUUGGCGGUCUAGCCGAGACCUCAAGAUUCUCAUCUUGUUGCGCUUCGUGAGGCUGCUUGGCUAUGGGGGCACAACUUUUGUGCUCGCGUUGUACCUCAACGCUCUCGGCUUUGAGGACACGCAGAUUGGGCUGUUUAUGACUCUCACGCUCGUGGGUGAUCUUGCCAUCAGUUUUGUGCUCACGUAUGUUGGCGAUCGCAUGGGCGUGAGAGUCACUGCCGCUAUCGGCGCAAUGUUGAUGUGUGCUGGCGGUGGUGCCUUUGUCUUUUUGGACAACUUCUGGCUCCUGUUGCUGGCCAGUAUUGUUGCAGUUAUCAAUCCGAGCGCAAACGAGAUUGAUCCAUUCAAGGCUGUUGAAGAGUCAGCCAUCGCCCGUCUCAGCACACCAGAGACAUGCAAUGACAUGUUUGCCUGGUGGUCCAUGCUGGGCAUGUUUGGCACUGCCGCUAGCAACCUCCUCACCGGCUGGGUCAUCGAUGCGCUGGAAGUCUCAGGCGUUGAAAAGAUUGACUGCUUCCGUAUCAUAUUUCUCGGAUACGCUGGCAUUGGCGUCCUGAAGCUGUUCUGCUCUCUGCUGCUUAGCUCGGAAGUUGAGCACGUAGCGAUCGAGAAAGAGAGCUGCUCGUCCCCGGCUUCUAGUCAGUACGAAGGUGACGACGAGGAGCAGAGCGAGACGGAGCCUCUUCUCAGCGGCAAUUCCCCUGAUUAUGGCGCUGCUAGUUCCAGGACCAUAUCUUCUAGUAGCACGGCUUCUCAGGAGAAGCGGUUGUUUACCCCUUCGUCCUUUAGCUUCAUCUGGAAGCUCUCAGUCGCCAUGGCGUUUGACUUUGUCGGUUCGGGCCUCGCGCAGAUCUCUUGGAUGACCUACUUUUUCAAACGAGAGUACGACAUACCCGAAGGAGCCCUGGGCUCUGCAACCUUCACUGCCGGCAUCAUCUCAUCGGUGCUCAACCUGGCCUCCUCUCCCCUAUCCAGAGCAAUCGGUCAAGUACAGACCAUGGUGCUCUGCCACACCAUCAACUCUAUUUCCUUACUCAUGGUCUCCGUACCAGGGAAUAAAUAUGUUGCGUUGGUCAUCUUCAUCUUCCGCAUUGUAACUCGCGAGAUUGACAACGCACCUCGGCAAUCGUUCAUAUCCGCCGGGGUUCUCGAUCAUGAACGUACAUCGGCCAUGGGUGUUAUCAACAUCGUCAAGACGGUUGGUAGCUGUUUGGGUCUGUACGUGACAGGCUUGUUUGCGGGGUUGGACCAGUUCUGGCUUGCCUUUAUUGUGGCCGGAGCUCUCAAGUUGGUGUAUAAUGUCUUGAUAUUGGUAUUUUUCUGGAGGAGACGGUAA
This is a messenger RNA of Fusarium vanettenii 77-13-4, 1392 nucleotides long. RefSeq lists its product as uncharacterized. Gene Ontology annotation, cellular component: fungal-type vacuole membrane. The record is from RefSeq and is a predicted model, not a curated record. NCBI's taxonomy places the organism in Eukaryota, Fungi, Ascomycota, Sordariomycetes, Hypocreales, Nectriaceae. Gene Ontology annotation, molecular function: transmembrane transporter activity. Gene Ontology annotation, biological process: transmembrane transport. The coding region runs from base 1 to 1392 and encodes 463 amino acids. The transcript is spliced from 2 exons.